GAAAACGAGUGAAUGCUAAACUAAGCCGUGUUCAUCCUAGUGCAGUUCGUCCUUAACAAUGUGCAUAGUUGCUUUCAAUUUUGGUAACAACAGCACUCAGUUUUAUCGUUUUACAAGGCUCCGGACACCAGAAAUUUGUCACUCCAUACAUUAUGCGUAGUUUCAAAUCCCCAGACAUGUGAACAGUUAAACGUGGCGGCCGUCUCAGCAAAAACUGCAUCGAAUUAAGAGGGAAUCAGUUGAUUUAAUCCGGUAAUUACGUAAAUGGAAAGCACAGGCUUCCGCAAUUCCGGUGCUGUCGAAGAAAUUGGCAGCAGCAUACAGUACGACUAUGCGAAGGAUGACUUUAUUGGGAGGGGAGCGUUUGGAAUAGUUUACAAAGCCAAAGUCAGAAAAGCACUUUUACGAUUCCGCACUCCGUCCGAGCCAGAUUUCGUAGCCGUCAAAGUGAUGCAUGUCGCAAUUAAUUCUGGAAUCGCUGCCGAUCAGGAAAACUGGAUGACCGCUGUGAAGAGAAUGAGACAACUUCCAGGGCUGAAGCACAAACAUAUCGUACGGUAUCACAAGGUUUCCAUCACACAAACUUCCGGUGGAGUGACAGUGAAGCUGGCAAUGGAUUAUCAUAAAGGUGAUCUUGCGUCGUUUUUAAGGGAAGCUAAGGAAAACACGACGCUUUUAAACAAUUGGAGAAAAGUGAUUCCAUUCGCAGAGGACUUGGCCCAAGGACUUCAAUUUCUCCAUCAAAACGGUAUCAUUCACGGCGAUUUAAAGCCUGAAAAUAUACUUCUGAGCGUCUCGCAGAAUGGCAGCGAGAAACUGGUGAUUGGCGAUUUAGACGAUCUGGUGCAAAUGAAAGAAAGCGCCACCUGCUCUGCAGACAUUUCCCAGCUACGAGGCACACUGCGCUAUAUGUCGCCGGAAAUGCUGAGGAAGUUCUCCCAACAAGAAGCAGAGCGCCCAGGACGAAAAACAGAUAUUUGGAGCCUGGGCUGCAUCAUUUUGGAGAUGGCCGAAAGCUAUGCACGUGUACCCAAGAAACAACUCGUAAAGGAUGGGAAUAUCGUCGAUGCGGGAAGCGCUCUUGCAAAUUACCAGUAUGCGAGCUUGAUAAUCGACGGUUACAUCCCAUCUGUGAGCGACGACAUUGAGCACAAUUUAGCGAGGCUCAUUCGACAGUGUGUGGAUGCAAGUAGCGCAAAUCGAUUAUCCGCCGGAGAAUUACUGAAGAAGUGUUACGUAAUGGACUUUUUUGUGUAUGAUUAAUAUACUUACUCAUUUAGACUUUGUCAUCUGUUGCACUUUUGCCUAUUUAUACCGCUUCUUUACGCUACUCACACACAUUACUUUCAUUCCUACUUUUCUGCUCUGCCUUAUUUCUUACUUUGUCGUAUAAUUAAUAAACACACUACUACGCGGA
This is a messenger RNA of Paramacrobiotus metropolitanus, 1417 nucleotides long. Its product is annotated as cyclin-dependent kinase 4-like. Lineage: Eukaryota; Metazoa; Tardigrada; Eutardigrada; Parachela; Macrobiotidae. Bases 265 to 1263 code for a protein of 332 amino acids. Gene Ontology annotation, molecular function: ATP binding; protein serine/threonine kinase activity. The record is from RefSeq and is a predicted model, not a curated record. The transcript has 2 exons. Gene Ontology annotation, biological process: protein phosphorylation. Gene Ontology annotation, cellular component: cytoplasm.